Molecule: messenger RNA, 622 nt
Organism: Rubroshorea leprosula
Lineage: Eukaryota; Viridiplantae; Streptophyta; Magnoliopsida; Malvales; Dipterocarpaceae
Source: the annotation of a GenBank genome assembly
GUAAUUAUUUAUUUACUCCCAUCUUCUCCACCCUUUUGGUUUUUUUUUUUUUUUUCUAACCUUUGCUGGGUUCGUCCACCUUCACUACUCAAGUUUUUAAGUCCACCUUCACUCCUCCCAUUCAAUUCAGAUCUCACAAUCAAAACAGAUCAGAUUUACCCAACCACCCAAUACACAGAUACCAAUCCAAAAAGAGCAUGUACGGCUGCGACCCCUGGGGCAGCCCCUCGAGAUUAAUGCCGUCGACUCCACCACCGACGACAACCGCAGCUGCAAUCUCCAGGACUUGGAUCGAGCUGCCCUUUCUUCUUCUCGCCCCUUCGGUGAGACCCAGCAGAGCUGGCUACUCGGCCCCGGCGAGCAGAAGAAAACGAAGUAUGUUGAUUUGGGCUACAUCAUUGUCAGUCGCAAGAUCUUCCUCCGGACCGACGAUGCCCUCCUCUUCUCCGCCUUCCUUGCCAGUUUUGUCACCUCAUCGUUAAGACCGUUCCCCGCCACCGCCACGCUCACCCAGGCCUGGGUUCUUCGCGAACCUAGGCCGGACGAACCCAGCAAAGGUUUAAAAAAAAAACGGAGGAGAAGGGGAGCAAAUAAGUAAUUAUAAUAUAACAUUGAAAAUAUU